UAAGCAAACUUUAUCGCUGUACUUUACUCUCCCUGAUCUCCUAUAAAUUGACAGGAGCCCACCCUGACCACCAAUAGAGAAUCUACCGCCGAGCUCCAAGGAUGGAGCAAACAUUUAUAUUAUUGCUAGCCUUUACGGCAGGCAUCUUGGCGGGACCUAUAACAGAUAUUAACUCACGUGAAACAUGUUCAACAACAUGCACAGACUCUACAAAAUUCGGAUAUCAACCUGGCACAACUUACGAAUACGACUAUGACGUGGAUACAACGACUCUCAUCCAAGGAGCAUCGGAAGGAAAAUCUGGAAUCAGAAUGACUGCUAAAGUUCAAGUGGAAGUUCUUUCAAAAUGUGACCUUGUCUUAAAGGUAAGGAACGUACAGCUCCACGAACGCAAUGCAGAGUCACCUGAAAACUUUAUCCUGUCAGCAAUGUCCGGGAAAUUCAGCCAACAACUUGAAGAAAACUCACUGAGAUUUUCUUUCCAAGACGGUCGUAUUGAGUCUCUGUGUCCGGCUGACAGUGAAACACCUUGGGUUCUUAACAUCAAACGGGGUAUACUUUCCAUGAUUCAGAACACCAUGGAAAAUCUACAAGCCGAUCAGAAAGUCAGUGAGGCUGACGUGACGGGAACAUGUGAUGCCGAUUAUACAGUGUCUGAAAAUGGGUGGUACUCUGUAACCAUCAAGAAACACAAGAACCUUCUUGGGUGCACCGAGCGUCAUGGAUACCAGACAGCUCUACAGGGAACUCCCUAUCGGGUGCCAUCUGAAAUUCAGUCCUUACCAAUUAUGAAGAGUAGCCACGACUGUCAACAAGAAAUCAGCAAAUCCGGCAUCCUUAAAGGGUCUUCAUGCACUGAACAACAUGUGUUUAGACCUUUCUCAAGAGAUUCAAGUGGUGCCAUGACUGAGAGCAGACAGACCUUGAAAUACUCGAAUGAAAAAACUGGAGUAUCAACAGCAAAAUCUGUGACUAGAAAAGCUGACAUGAACUUUGAGCACCAUGUUGACACGGCAAGCAGCACAAAAGCUCGAAAAAAUAUAGAAAAACAACUGGUCAACAUUUGUGCCCAAACAAAAGGAGACGUUCGUCCUGAAACUCCUCGUCUUUUUUCUGACCUCGUGCACAUUAUGAGAUCAGCUGACUCCCAGACAUUGAACGAUGUUUACACAAACGUCCAGAGUGGUGCUCUUUGCAGCGACAACAACCAGAAAGUCAGGAAGUUUUUCUUGGACGCUGUUCCCAUGACUGGAACACCAGCCUCUGUUACAAUGUUAACAAAAAUGAUCACUGACAAUGAAGUAACUGGAAUUGAGGCUGAUAUGUGGAUGACAACACUAGCAUUUAUUCCUAGCCCAUCAAAGGACAUGAUUAGGGAAGUUAUGCCGCUUUUGAAGAAGAAUGGCAAAGCACUGUUGGCCGUCAGCUCUCUUGUAAACACGUAUUGCAAAAAAACCAGAUGUGAAAACGACCUGGAUAUCGCAAAUGUUAUUUCAGCCCUUGAGGAUAAGAUUGGAUACGGUUGCUAUGUGGACAACAACAACAAAGAAAACAUUGUCUUGUCAUUACGUGCAUUGGGCAAUUCUGGACACACCAGCUCAGCCACAGCUACUGUCAACAGUUGCAUCUCUCGAAAAGACAACCCAAUGGAAGUUCGUAUUGCUGCAAUUGAGACCUUCCGUCGUGCUUCAUGUGACAAUGACAGAACCGAGGCUUUGAAAGUCUUUAAUGACAAAGAAGAAGAUGCAGAAUUAAGAAUUGCUGCUUACCUGGCCAUAAUGCAAUGUCCAUCAAAGAGUAUCAUCACCACCGUUCGAAAUGCACUAGAGAAGGAAGAGGUCAACCAAGUUGGGUCAUUUAUCUGGUCUCAUCUAACAAAUCUUAUGGAGUCGUCCAGUCCAUUUAAGCAAGACAUAAUAUCAAUUUUGAAUAGUGAAUAUCUAAAAAAAGAAUUUGACAUGGACAAGAGAAAGUAUUCAAGAAAUUACGAGGGGUCAUUCUUCCUGGAAAAAAUCAACACUGGGGCUUCAAUCGAAAGCAACUUGAUCUGGUCCUCAAAAUCAUUUAUUCCAAGAUCAUUGAUGGCAAAUCUGACUGUUGAUUUGUUUGGAAAGUCAGUCAACAUUCUAGAAAUUGGAGGACGAGUGGAAGGACUAGAAUACUUUUUAGAAUCCUAUUUCGGACCAAAUGGCUAUUUUACUGAAAAAGAUGUCAAGGAAGCAACAACUCAGAUUGUCAAAGGGAUUGACGAAAAGAAGAUGAAGAAAAUCGACAGCCAGUUUGGGACUGGAAUGGACCAACUGAGAGGAGCUCUUUACAUGAGGACUUUUGGAAAUGAACUCUCUUACAACAGUUUUGACGGACUCGCCAGUUUUUCCAGUGGCUUCAACGUUCUUGAAAUGUUGAUAAGUAUGUCAAAAAAUCACGAUUACACGUUUACCCAGAAUAUCAUGUUCAUGGACACUUCCAUGAUAAUUCCAACAAGUGCUGGAUUUCCUCUGAACCUGACAAUUAAUGGUACUGCCACUAUUGACAUGAAAGCUUCAGGAAAGGUCGACCUCCGGAAACUAGGCACAAGUCCUAGAAGUCUUCUUAUCAGUGGACUUAUUCAGCCAAGCACUGCUGUGGAGAUUUCCAGCAUGAUGAGCGUCGAUGCGUUUGUGACGAAUAGCGGAUUAAAGAUGGUAUCAACUGUUCACUCAAGCACAUUACUGCAGGGCCAUGUGGAACUUCGGGACGGAACAAUUUUCAAUGCCAACUUAGACGUGCCAAAGGACAAGAUGGAAAUCUUCAGUGUUAAAACUGCUUUCUUCACUGUUCAUCGUGAUGUUGAAAAAGAACAGAAUAUGAUCACAAAAAAUAGAAAAAUUCACAAGACAUGCACCGGAUCCCAUCUUGCCCGUAUCACAGGAUUGAAGUUGUGCGGAGAAAUUAAAUUUCCAAAUGCUUCACUGGAAACGAGCGCUCCAUACUUUCCUUUGACAGGACCCAUCAGUUUGGAUGUAUCCUUGAUGAAAGAAGAUUCUCACAAAUCAUAUAAUGUCGAGGCCCGAUUGAGCAAGACAAAGAAAGAGGUGAAUAUCCGUUUGGCAUUUGACACGCCAGGUUCACAAACUGAUAGAGCUCUUUCUGCAGAAUUUUUACUGGACAAAAUUGGAUCCAAACUUCAAAUGGGUCUUCAGUCACCGUGGAAUAAAGCUUUGUUCACAGGUAAAGUCGAAAAUGAGAAAAAUCUCCGUCACAUCAGCGGAAAGUUUGUUAACAACAAACAGGAGUACUCCGUUGUGGCAGAAGCAGCUAUGACAAGAAAAGGCAACACUUUUGAGUACACACCACACGUGGAAAUAUCCGCGCCCAAAAUGAAGUCAAUUCAAUUGAAAGGAGGAAUGAAGUACAGUGGAAUGAAACUUAUUGAUGCUAAAGUUAUUUUGAUUGGAGUAUCAAAGGAACCAAUUAAAGCAGAAGUCAACUUUGUCCAGAAACGUGUUGUGGUGAUUGGCAAAGCUAGUAUCAGCUUUGAAAAGAAGAAGGAAUACGUCAUCGAGUCUAGAGUUCAGAAAUACGCCACUGCAAAAGCAGCAAGGUAUCGACCCUAUCUCUCCAUUAAAACUCCAGAAAAAGAACUUGUCAGUUUUGGAGGUUCAGCUGAAUACAAGAAGGGAAAAGCCAUAAAGGUGGACUUGACUGUUGACCGCAUCGUGUCAAAGCCAAUAAAACUGUCUGUUCAAGUCAGAGAUGCCAGCAAUAAAAAGAGCACAGGUUUCAGAUCCAAAAUUGAUAUUAAAUCUCCUGUAUUUACGACAAAAUUGACCUCUACGUUUAUGCUAAAGAACCAAAAGAUGGCCAUUGUUCGCUCAACACUCGACUAUGUUAUUCCAAAGGUUAUGAGAGACAAAGUAACGUUAAAUGGAAAACUGAAUGUUGCUAACACAAAAAGCCUCUCGGCUGCGAAAGGAAACAUCAUUUUGACAUUUAAGCAGCGGUCCGACUACAAUCUUAAUGUAAAUUUUGAUGUCAGCAAGAACUGGAAACAUUCUGAAGCUUCACUGACUGUUGUAUAUGGGCCAAACAAGAAAGACAUAAAAAAGCGAAUCGAGUUUUCCAGUGUUUUAAAUCACGUCCUAAAUUGGAAACAAAAGAAGUUUAAUCUGGACGCAAAUACAAAAUUUAUCUUCCCAUACCUGAAUGUGAACUAUCAAAUGAAAGGAAAGCACGUACAGUCAUUGAAAUCUAUUGAUUCGUCCCUGGAUGUCGUGUUUGGAAAGAAAUCAUCUUACAGCGCUGCAAUUGAGUUAAAAAACAAGUCUAAAAAAUUAGCCAGCUUUGUCGGUAAACUAGGUAUUUCUGUUCCAGGGAGAGACAUAGUCAUUGGUAAUGUAUUUGAUCAAAGAACUGCCAAAAAAUACACCAACAUUUUGACUAUUCAGCUGGAAAAUGGACACAAAAGUAUCAUUGAAAGCACCCUUCGAAACGUUGGUACAAAUGAAUACGACAUUUCAACUUCCUUCAACAUCCCAACAUAUGAUGUACUCGCAGUCUCAGGACAAUACCGAUUUAUCCCAAGCAAUUUUCAAGCCAAUUCGGAAAUUCUGUAUGGAAAAACAAAGUAUGCAGUAUCUUUGUCAUCACUGGUCCGAAUCGGAUCUCGCAUUCAGGUUGCAGCUGACCUAGAAUAUCCCGCACGAAAGGUGACGGCCGAAUUCGACACAAUAAUUAAAGAUCCAGUCUUCUCUAGCAAAUUAGAUGUCAAAUGGGAUGCAAAUCAAGACCUUGACAAGAAGAUUUUAAUACAAGGAGACAUAACAUAUGAAGGCCUGCAAAAUAUGGAAGCAACUUUUUCAAAAUCCAGCCCUCUAGGUUUUGGCAAUGUUAAUCUGAAACACAGAAGUGGAGAAAAAUAUGUCUCCCAUGCCCAUGCUGAAUGGAAUAAAGAUGUGGUUUCAGUUGAUUCCUCAUUUGGCAAGAAAAAUGAUGGCUAUAUUGCAGAUCUAAAGAUUGAAUCUCCAUUCAAAGACUAUAGAUCAAUCAACAUUGGUUUGAGUCACCAGCUAGAAAAUUCAAAGUCUAUUUCAAACAUCGACGUCGACUGGAAGCCAAUGAAACGCAUGUCAUCUACCUUGAAUAUGAAACGACCAUUGCAUUUUGAUGAUGUUGACGUUUCGCUUGAAAUAAAGUCUCCAAUUUCAGGUUUCGAGAGAACAGGCAUCGAACUUAAACAUAAGAUAGAAGAUGGAGUGAUGAGUUUUGUCAAAUUUUCCUGGAAUAAGGACUUUUUCCAGACAGAUAUUCUUGCUGUCGACAAAAGCUCCGCAUCUAACAGAGAUCUGACUGGACGUCUUAGUGUAAAAUCUAGUCUGGAUCAAAUUGCAAGUCUCUCUGUCUCUGCAAAACAUGUUGACAACGGCCAGAAAUUUGAAAACAGUCUCAAUUUCAAACACAAUGGUAAUGUAUAUGCCUACCAAGGAGAUGUACACCACUUCAGGAAUGGUUGGCAACUUCAGAACAGCGGAAAUAUCAAACUGAGCUCACCCAUGAAACAAAUGGAAUCGUCAUGGUUUCAUAGAAACACUCACGAUGACCUCCAGUCCUCAUUGAAAUUUGAAUCGGGUGCCAAUGUUGUUGAUAUCCAGGUAAAGGGAAUGCAACGCAUGUCCCUGCCACAAGGAUCUCUGACUUUCGACUUUGCAAUGCGAUCACCUUUCAACAGAGACCUUGCAUUGGCAGUUUCACAUGAACAUGGUAUUGGAAUGAUCGAUAACAAAAUUCAUUACAGUACAGAGGGAAAGAAGGUUAUAUCACUAAGCAACGUUUAUAAACGAAACAAUGGAGUUGCAGAUUCAAGUCAUGUCUUUACAUGCCAUGGAAGCAUCAAAAUGUUAACCGUGACCUCUCAAUACCAACAAUAUCCCAUUACAGGUCAAAUUGAAUACCAGGACAAUGGAAAAUCUGUGUCAAAGCUUAAUGGACAAUUAGAUUUCCCUCCCACCGGAUUAAUGAGCGGGAAAAUUGAACUGAUAAGCCAAUUUUCUGGAUAUGAAAGCCUGAAACUCAGUGUUGAUCAGUCCAACGAACGUGGGGAAAUUGUCACCAGGUCCUCUCUCUCUCUUCCAUCUAGAAACACAAUAACCAUGGAGACUAGAGGUCAAUGGGGUAAAAAGAAAAGCUUUAACACAAUUCUUUCCACACCAUAUAAAAAUCUUCAAAAGAUGACCAUUGGAGCCGAUUUCACAGGUGAUUCAAAGUCCUUCCAUACUUCUGCAAAUCUGAUGAUUAAUCCAAUAGUUGGACCAAUGUCUGUCACUUCCCAGUGGAGUUCAUACGGUGGAAUAAUUGCUAGCAUUCAGAUCAACACUCCAUUUGAACAGCAUAGAAAAACUCGCGUUUCAUUCACACAUAGCAAUCAAAACGAGAAGAAGGUCACCGAAUUGAACGUGGAAUACUUGCCUGGAAAAAUUAUAAAAUUAGAGUCUUCAUUACGCCCUACACUCGACAAUUUAGAAGGAAGCAUUGCUCUCACAACACCUUUCCAAGCGCUUCCAUAUUCUGCUGCAUCUCUACGACACAGUGGGGAUAGUCGUCAAUUCCAAUGUCAUGGAGAGAUCGAAUACACCAGGGGAAAGAAAAUUCAGGGGGAUAUCACUUUUAAAAACGACAAAAAAAUGGAAACAACCUUGGUCAUAAGAUCGCCAUUUGCAAACGACCUCACCGCAGCAAUAAAUCACGAAGGAACAUGGUCGCAAUUUGCCUCUCACGCUGAAAUGCAAUAUGGAAAGUCCAAGAAAUAUGAAAUAACUGGAAAGUAUGGAAAUCUUGCGGGAGAUCUAUCAAUUAAAUCUCCUCUGCAUGACGAUAUAGCUGCUUCCUUUAACCACAAAGGAGACAUUUCCGAAUUCGACUCGCACAUAGAAGGUUCAUACGGUAGAGGUAAGAAAUACGAGCUAACCGCAAAAUAUAACCAGAAGAGUGGAACAAUUGGACUGAAGUCUCCACUGUAUGAAGACAUCUCUGCCUCUUUUAACCACAAAGGAAAACUGACUGAUUUUGUUUCCCAAGCCGAAUUCCAGUAUGGAGGUUCCAAGAAGUAUGAAGCUAUGGCCAAACUUUCAUUGGCAAAAACCUGGACAGGAUCGGUAUCAUUUAGUUCUCCACUCACAGAUGAUUUUGCAACCUCAUUUUCACACGAAGGCCAGCUAAGCGACUUCCAGAUUAGUGCUGAUGGUAAAUAUGGAAAGCAAAAGGGUUCUGUUGCAGCUAUGUUUAAGAAAGCAAAGAAAACCAUCGGAUCUUUAGAACUGAAAUCUUCUUUGAUCGAUAAUAUCAAAGCUGAAUUUUCUCACGAGGGCACCUUGAGUAAUUUUGAUACCAAACUCUCAAUCACAAAGGCUGGAAAAAUUGUAUACGAAGGAUCCGUUUCAUUUUCAAACGGAAGGAAAGUAACAGGAUCAGCUACUUUGAAAACCCCAUUUCACAAAGAUAUUUCCGCAACCUUUAAACACUCAGGAGAUUUUACAGCCUUUCAGACGGCUGCUGAUAUCAAAAUGAACAAGAAAACCGAAUAUAAAUUGUCUGCUGAUAUGGUAAACAAAAAACGAACAAAAGCAAAAUUACAGAUCGAAAAUCCUUUUACUGAUCCGAUCACCCUUACUCUUGUGAAGAAAGGAAAACCAACCAAUGUUAGAAUGAUAGCCAAUGCAAUCCUUGGGAAAGGCCAAAAAUACACAGUUGAUAUAACACUGAAGCGAGGAUCAAACUCAGCGUUUAUUAUUGGUAUCACAACACCAUUGCCAGGGUAUAAGAAAAUGAAAGGAAACUGGAACUUCAGUGGUAACAUGAGAAAUUUUAAAACCAGCGCUCGCGCCGCAAUUGGAAAAGAAUCCGUUUCAGCUGAUCUCAAAAUGUCUCUCAGGCCUAAUUUUAAAGCGGACGUAUCUAUUGAAACACCAUUCAAAGGUCUGAAGAAAGCAGGUGUUGUCCUUUCUCACCAAGGCUCAUUAAAAGAUUUUAAAUCCCAUGGAGAAAUCACUGUUGGAAAGAGUAAACUUUAUAACGCAGAUGUUAUGAUUGCAACUGAUCCAAAGUUGGCAGCUUCUUUUGCUCUCCAGACGCCUUUUAGAAAAGUAGAAGAUUUUGACUUUUCUAUGACACAUGAUGGUUCUCUGAGGAACUUCAACAACCAGGUAAACCUUUCCUUGAAUAAGAAGCGAAUUUCGUCUGGUCUGAAAAUCGAUACACGCUCGGACAUCACAGCUGAUGUAUCCAUUCAAACACCUUUCGAGGGCUUUGAAGUGCUACAGGGAUCACUUACUCAUAUAGGCACUUGGAAUGACUUCCAAUUCCACUUAGAAGGUUUGGAUGGAACAAAUAACAAAUUCACCAGUGACAUCACCUUGCGUCUUAACGAUCAGAUUAUCUAUGAUAUGAAACUGACAACUCCGUUCAAAUCCGUUGAACUUCUGAAGGCAAGCCUUUCUCACGAUGGAACAAUAAAUAACUUCCAUACUCAUGGUGAAUUUGAAAUGAACAACGACAGAUCUGAAAUAGAUGUUAAUUUUAGCUCUUUAGUCAAACUUGAAGGGCGGGUGCUUCUUAAAUCGGCUUACAUUGAAACAGUUGAAGGAAUGUUUGCUCAUGAAAGCCUUCCCAUUGCAACUUCAGCUACUUUAAGAUACGGAAACAGAAACAUUCUGGAUAGCAAAUUAUCUGUCAACAGUUCUCCUCUACAGGGGUCUCUUCUGCUAAAUUCAAUGUACACUCGGCCUCUUAAAGCUGUCGUAAGUCAUACAGGCUCCAUGAAAAAGUUUAAUUCAGUCGCUGAGAUCGCUUACGGAAAAGAGACUAUGAAAUAUACAACCGAAUUUGACUCAACUAAUGAUAUAUCCGCCAAAUCUUCUAUUGUGACAUCAUUUGGAACUGUUAAGAGCAUAUCUAGUUCUGUAUCACACGCUGGAGGAUGGAGCAACUUUAAAUGUCACGCCGAUGUCUCUAUCAAUGGUAAGGCAGUUGAAGGUGACGUUGCAUAUAACAGCCGAGAUUCGAUUGAGGGAUCCGUAGUAAUAAAAACACCUUUCGAAAACUAUCGGGAAAGUGAACUUUCCUUCAGGCACAAUGGAAGACUUCUUAAUUUCAAUAGCCGCGCAGAGUACUCCCUAGAAGGCCAAAAAUCCGAAGUUGAGUUGACCAUUGACACUGACAACAAAAUACACAUCAAUGUUUUAAUGAAAAGUCCGUCUAUUCACGAUAUUAGUUUUAAACUCAACCACAACGGAUAUGGACGAACAUUCAAAAGCGAAACUGAAUUAAAAUAUGGCGGAGAAAAGAAAAUUGAAGGAGAAGUUUCUUUUGAAGCGGUUCCAAAAAUGACUCUGUCAGCUGUCCUAAAAUCGAAAUGUCCAGUUGUAAAGAGCAUCCAAAUAUCGAUCUCACAGGAAGGUACUUUCGAAAACUUUAAUGUCCAAGCUUCAGCAAGUUUCAAUGACCAGAGAGUUUCCUCAGAUGUAAGACUUGACAGCCGCAGUGGAUUGAACGGCCGAUUUCUAUUGACUACACCUGUCUCAGAGGAGAUAACGGCUUCUAUAAAACAUGAAGGACAAAUGGCAAACUUUAAAACUGUUUCAGAUGUUUCAUACAGUGGGAGAAAGCAAAUUGAAUUGGAUGCAGCGUUCAGACUGUCACAAUCGGUAACAGGGCAAUUCUCUUUAAAAACGCCAAUUUCGGAAAUUGCAGAUGUAAAUAUUAUUUUCCGUCACGAUGGAAAUCGAAGCAAUUUCAAAUGUUCAGGAUCAGCUAGCAUAUCAGGUGAUCAAAAAAUAUCGGGAGACAUCUCUUUCAAUUCCCAACCCCUUUCUGGGGCUUGGAACAUCAGAAGUGUUUUCGGAAAUCUGGAUGGAGCUUUCGACUAUGCGCUUUCCUCAAGAUCAAUGAAUUCUCACGUUGAAAUUAACGUGAAUGGUAAGCAUUCUGAAGCAGAUAUGACUUAUUCGAACAACGGAAUCCAAAAAGGAUCGAUUUCACUUUCAAGUCCUUUUAAUGAAAAGAUUGGAGCUUCUUUCACUCAUGAUCAAAACGAUGACCAUAUUUCAAGCAGCAUGACCCUCUAUUCAUCAGAUAAAACUAUAACUGGUUCAACCGAAAUUUCAUUUACUGACGAAAUAAGUGGAAAAUUAUCACUAAUUACGCCAAUUGAGGGAUUUGAACAACAAUCCAUUAUUAUCAAGUAUUCAAACAACAGCGAUAAAAUGUCAAGCUCUCUUACAAUUGAAUUCAACAACGGACAAAAAAUUGAUGGUCAAAUGUCGCUUUCUAAAAGAGGAUCCUUGGAAGGAAAAAUCAUUCUCAGUACCCCGUUUGAAGGAUUUAGAGAGUCCAAAGCUGAUUUCACGUAUGACUAUUCCUCUACAGGUUUGAAGGCAUCUGCUAAGGGUACAUUCCGCCAGCAAAGUAUAUCAGCAGAUAUGAGUUUUGAUAAAGUUCCAUUCCAGGGCAGUGCUAUCCUGAGAACACCUUUUGUGGGUUUCGAGGAAAUAAAAACAUCAUUCAACCACGCCAGCUCUGAUCGCAGCUACAAAAGUCAUAUUGAAAUAACAAUGAGAGGAAAAACUGUUCAAAUCGAUUCAUCAUUUAGCAACAAGAAUUCCAUAUCUGCAGCAACAACAAUCAUGACUCCAAUUAAAGGAUACAGUGUUGUCUCAGUCUCUCUAAACCAUGAAAUGAAUGUCAAAGGUUUUUCGAAUGUCGCAAAAGCAAGAAUUGAAAAUAAUGAAGUAUCAGUCGAGGCAACAUUCAGCAAUAUGUCCAGUCUUGCUGGAAACAUAAAGAUAUCAACACCCUUUUCAGGCUUUGAAAAACAAUCGGGGUCUUUCGUUCUCAACCAAAACAACAUUCGUGUGGAAGCCGCAGCCCGUGACCAAAAAAUAGAAAUUGAAGGAACCAAGAGUAAUGGAAAUGGACAGAUAUCUUUAAAAACCCCAUUUGAAGGAUUCAAAUCACAAGAAAUAUCUAUGACAUCUACUAGAGAUAGCAUAAACGUACACGGUAUUUUUAGAGGAAAGACUAUCGAGCUUGACGCAUCAUUUCUUACUUCUGAUGAUAUACAAGGCACUAUAUCGUUAAAAACACCUUUCAAAGGGUUUGAAGAACAAGGAGUCUCAAUGAGCUACGAAAAGACACUGACCGGAUACCAAGCACAAGCAAAAAGUACAUUCCAGAAGAAAAAAAUAGAAUUGAGCGCUCAACUGACUACUGAUACUGUUAUCACUGGCGAUCUAGAAAUAACUUCCUCUUAUUCUGGAUAUGAAAGACAAAAGAUUUCAGUUAAAGUCGGAAAUGGUAACAUAAAUGUCAUGAUUUUAGCCAUGCAACACACAGUUGAACUAAAAGGACAAACUUUGCUCAGAAAUGGAUUUUUAUCUGUUGAAACUACUUUCCCUGGAUUUGAAAAUCAAAGAUUGAGCUUAAAUAUUGAUCAAAAUAGAAUUCACGCAGUGGGUCUUUUCAGACAAAAGACCAUCGAAAUCAACGGAGAACUCUCAGCUAAGAAAGGCAGUCUUUCUAUCAAAACACCUUUCGAUGGUUUUAAGAACCAGUAUAUUAAGUUUACUGCAGAGGGACAAAAGCUAAUUGCAGAAGGAACAUUAAUGGAGAAAACAGUAGAAAUUGACGCCCUUUUUAACAAAGACGGAAAAAUAGAAGGAGAACUUGAGAUCAGAACUCCAUUUGAAGGUUUUAAGAAACAAGCAAUUAGAUUUUCGCAUCAUAUGACAAAUAGAGGUUUCCAAACACACGCUGAUAUUCUUUUUAACCAAGAAAAGUCUGAAUUCGAUCUCAGUAUCAUUAAUGAAUUGAAUAAGGAAUUCAAGGUCUCGCUGAAAACACCGAUCACAGGCUAUAAAGAACAGGUUUUUUGCGUGGAAGCAGUACCAUCGCCAAACGGCUUAAAAGUACACUCAGAAGUCCAUUUCGAUAAAAAGAAAGUUGAGGCUGAUUUUAAUUAUGAACGUGAACCGCAGUUAUUGGCCAAUUUGAUUGUAAAAACACCCUUUACUGGUUUUGAAUCGACUUCAAUAUCUUUCCAAAGAGAUGGGUCUUUGAGAAACAUGCAGCUAUCUAGCAGUCUUGAGUAUGGCUCCUCUCAAACCGUUUCUCUCUUCCUCCGUAACAUCAUACAGGAUUCCUCGUCUGAACAUGUCUUAAAGUUCCAAAGUCCAUAUUCUGAUCUCUCAGCAAAACAUACCCAAUCUUCAGAGAACGGUGUAUUUCAAUCACAGAGCGAUUUAUCAUUUGGAAGUCAGUACAGUAUAAGCCACAGUAACCUUUUGCGAUACAGUGCUGCCCCAAUGCUUGACUUUACAUCAACAACUACAUACACCAUUGAUGGUGCGACAUCUACCAGUGAGAUGAAAGUUUAUCAUAUGGGUGAACUUCAAGACUUCAAGACUGAACUCAUGGCAAAUUACGAAAACGAGGAGGCUUCUUUAUCCGUUCAGUUUAAAAGUACAAGCGCAAUUGAAGGCUCGUUUUCAAUAAAAUCUCCAGUACCGUAUUUGCGCAAUGUUCAUGCUAAGUUUACACAUAGCGGGGAUCAAGAUCAGUUUACCACUUCCAGUGACUUCCAGCAUGAAGACAUUGGUAAAUUGGAGGGAACAAUGACAUUUUUCAAACAAAAUUGGCGUCGUGUCAAUUCAAAUUUGGUCAUUAAAACUCCAUUCGUUGGAUUUGAACAAACAAAACUGAAUUUAAAACAUACAGCAAAUAGAAACAGUAUCAGAUCGUUCGUCGACGUUUCGUUUGGAGAUGAUAACAAUGUCCGCGCAUCUGUCAAAGGAUCUUUGGAACCAAUGGAAGUAGACUUGGUGUUUACAUCACCUUUCGAUGGUAUUGAAAAUCUCCAUGCAUCAACUAAAUACAGCAAUUCCGGAAAGAAGUACAAUGCCGAAUUUAUCAUGUCGAGCCGAAACAAAGCCAUAUCACUCAAGUCUUUGUUAGAUCUAGACUCAUCACCGGUGGUGUUCGAAACAGUUGUUAAUACUCCUUUUUCAGGACUGGAAACUUCUAAAUUUAUGAUUACAAGCAAAGGUUCUUUACGUGACUUUACCUCAAGCAUUGACUUACAAUCAUUUUGGCUGAAAAUGAAGUCGAGUGCUAGCCUUAGAUAUUCCACCUUUUCUGAUUUAGAUGGCUCGUUUUCUCUCUCGAGUGACAUGAAUGGAUUAGAAAACUUUAACUUUGGUUUGAAAAAUGAAAGAACAGACGGUGAGUUCAAAAACCAAAUGACAGCUUCGUGGGAGAACGGACAAAGCGUUGUGUCAACUCUGACGUAUUCUUCCAAGGAUUCCUGGGGAAUAACUACUCAAAAGGGAAGUAUGAUGAUCAGUACUCCAUUUACUCAGCUGAGAAAGCUAAAUAUUCAAAGCAGCAUGGAAAAAUCGGCGACCUCAUUUAAACAGUCUGCGGUUGCUGAAUUUAAUGGUGGAAAAGUACUGGAUAUGGACAUUGCAUAUACUAGAGAUGCCAAGCACACGGCGUCACUUGCUAUGAGAGAACCGCAGCCCCUAGAGUUAAAAGCAGAAGUUCUCAUGUCUGAUGCGAUCAAAUCAGGUCUUUUGUCAAUGAACUUGGAUACAACUUCAACAGAAAGACAAGCAACUGUGGAAAUGAAAUACACUACAGAUCGUUACAACCAGAAAAAACAGACCGUAGUAAAAAUAGUAACUCCAUCUAGAUCAGUUGAAGUUCGAGGAUCAGGAGAAAUGUCAUCUUCCCGAAUCUUUUCAUCAUGGGAUACUCUUAUUAAUAAUGCCCAAGUAUUUGGAUUUGACGCUGAACAUUCCCUUGUCGAGCGUCGCAACAACUAUGAAAAUAUGAACAAUCUGAAGUUGCGAUUUCCGGAGAGAAGUGUUGCAAUGUCUUCUUCUUAUCAAGAUAAAUAUGACAAGAAAACAGUCCAUGGGUCUAUUUCGUGGGAUGCAGAUAGGGACAUAAAUAAAAAAAUCGGAGUCAGUGCAAGUCUUUUCCCUCAAGGAGAUUCCCUUAAAGCUGAUGUGUCUUUCGAAAUUCCAAGCAUUGGAAAGGAUGUAAAAUUGGAUUCUGAGAUGACACUAAAUAGCGGAAGUGUCCUCUUUGACGGAAAAACAGAGUUUAAGUACUCCAAGGAUGAAGAUAAGACAGUGGUUAUCAACUCCAGGAUCGAAAAUAUCUCCACAUACUCUAACAAAAAUUAUACUCUUAGUUUUGGAGUUCGACAUGUGUUUAGCAGCGUGAACAUCCAACUUCAAUCACAUGUUGGAAUAUCCGAUAACAAGUACAGCAGUGGGAUUAACGUCGACUAUCUAACAGCAAAACGUAUGAAGAAAAACUUUGCUCUCAUGGGAGAAAUUGACAGCCUGCGUCGCCAGAUGAAUGUUGAGGUUGUGUCGCCGAUUAAAUCAAUGAGGAUGUCCGGAAAAAUCGAAACCAGUCCCUACAGACUAAGUUUGCGAAAUGUGUAUGAUGACUCAAAGGAAAUCAACAGUCUGAUAACGUUCGAUACUGAAAAGAAAUUACUCGAAGCCCAAACAAGCUACGACAUUGAGAACCCAGCCAACGUUUUACAUUUUGUUGCGAAAUAUGUGAAUGCCAGUGCCAUUCUCGCUGAAGUGUACAGAGAGGAAAAUUCACGUAGAAUCACAGAUAGUUUGUUUGCAAUGAGACUGAAUACCUCGAGAAUCCUGCACACACGAAUUCACUGGAGACCUACCAUGAUAAAUGACUUAAAGGUUUCUGGACUUGGCAAAAUUUCCCUGUAUAGCAGAAAAAUGAACACUGCAUUCUCUGAGGUUGCCGAUGCUGUUGGUAAAGAGUUAAACUCCAAGUACAAUCUGAUCCGAGAAGCUGCAAGCAAUGGAUACAGACCAUACGGCAUAUUUCUUGAGGAAAUGAUCGAAGAAUUAAGCAAACGUUUUCCUUCUGCUGACUUUACAAUGUUAAGAAAUUUGAUUAAAAGCAACAAAGUCCAGUGGCAAUCCUUUCCUGGGAAGGACAAGUACGACUUGUACGUUGAAUUUACAAAAGAACUGAUGACACUCAUUGAAUCUAGAGGAGGAUAUUACUAUGCAGAACUAAUGGAUGUAAUUGGACAACAAUUUCUGGAGUUGUCUGCCUCUUUAGAAUCGGCAAUGAAACAUUAUGAAGACGCAGUGUCGAGAAUUUCAAAAAAUCAACUUUCCGAAUACAUUGGAUCUAAAUACGAUUCACUUUUGAAAACUGCCACUGAAUACCGUGUUCCAGACAUUGCUAGUCAAUACACAAAUGCCAUCUACGAUGUCAGAGAUCAAAUUUCUUCAAGAAUGAACGGACCAGUGUUGGCAACAAUUAAAGAGGCCGCCGGUCAAAGCUACCACCUUGGUUACGAUGCGUACAAAUUUUGGGAAGUAGAAGAGAAUAUUAAAUCGGUAAUGAAGAACAUUUUUGAAAUGAUAAAAAAAGACAUCGAGGAAGAGUUUUCUAUCCUGAAAAAUUCCGUCAGUAAUCUUCGAAAUUCGAAAAUCACAGUAUUUGAUCUGAAAUCAGGAGAAUUGCAAAUGGACACUUACUUACCAGUUUCAAUGACUUCCCUGCAAGAACUUCCCAAAUUCUCUAUUUCAAAGUUUACCAGCAAACUUCACUCCUACUUUCCAAAGUAUAGGAACAAAAUGGGAUCACUAUCAGAAUACAUUCCAGAUUCAGAUGCCUCCAACUGGGUCCCUCCCUUUAAAGCUGUUGCCUAUUUAAGAGGAGACCACUUCACAACCUUUGAUGGCAAGGAAUUUGAUUUCUCAGGAAAAUGUUCUUACGUUUUGACACGUGACUAUAUUGACGGAAACUUCUCGAUCAUCAUAAACUACCUUGGCAAGAACAAAAAACAGCUUAUCAUUACUACAGCUACAAAAACACUGCAGAUAGCUCCAAAUGGAAAGCUACGCAUUGAUGGCAAGAUCAGCAGUGCUCCCUACCAGUCAACUGAAUUGAAGAUUGUUCAAGAGGCGGAAUCUUUGAACGUGAACGGUCGUGGGUUCUCAGUUAAAUACAACAUCCCAAGAGAUGAAUUGAAAUUUGUUGUCAGUGGUUGGUACCAUGGAAAAUUGGGCGGGCUUUUUGGAACUAACAACAACGAAAUUUAUGAUGAUAUGAUGACAUCAUCGCGUCGCACUGUGGUCGAUGUUGAUCCAUUCGUCAACAGUUGGGAAGUGGACAGCAAGUGCCGUUGAACUAGUGACAUUUUGAGUAAAUAACCAAAUUCAUUUGAUUAAAUGCGAUAAAUUUCUUUCUGUAAAAUUAAAACCAAUAAAUGCAAUUAAAAGCACAAA
Magallana angulata is the source of this 16319-nucleotide messenger RNA. RefSeq lists its product as uncharacterized. Gene Ontology annotation, molecular function: lipid carrier activity. Gene Ontology annotation, biological process: lipid transport. NCBI's taxonomy places the organism in Eukaryota, Metazoa, Mollusca, Bivalvia, Ostreida, Ostreidae. The record is from RefSeq and is a predicted model, not a curated record. Bases 102 to 16220 code for a protein of 5372 amino acids. The transcript is spliced from 29 exons.